CUCUUCCUGGAAUGUCUCGCGGACAUUGUGCGUGUAUGGGUGUGCGUGGGUGAACGAAUCUGUGUGCAGGUCACGCACGAACGUCAGUCCUUGACAUGUCGUAAGCAAGUCAGUGGUCGAGCGAGAACGGUGAAGGUAGCCACGGAGUUAGGCAAAACAUUGACGACCGCAUGCACGUUGGCACAAUUUAUAUUCAGAACAACGCUUCAUGCUUGCGAAUAAUCUUCGACGGGAGCAUGCCUCAGCUAGAGUCCACAGAACUGGUUUUCACGUCAGAGGUACACUCCAUUUCGACUCGUUGGCGCCAAACUUGCAGUGCUCGACAACGACAUGAGCAUGCUGCGGCGUUCUGUUCGCGUCCUGGUAUCGAACUUCUAUUACUAAUUUAAUCACGUACAUGCUAUAAAAUAUGGAACUCUGAUCAUCUGUCCCCUCUAACUCAUCAAGCCAUGCUUGCCACCGUUCUGCUGUUUGCUCUGCCAUUCUGCACCGCAGAGUCAGCAUCCAGUUACGCAGGGUCAACCGUCGUUGAUUCUUAUCCUCCCCCCGGUGCCACAAACACUGCUGUCAACAUUUACUUCCCCGAUGGAGCUCAAGUCGGUUAUGCAGGUCCAACGCCCACUGGUGCUGAACCUGAGGCCAUCGCCACCGCCAUUCCGUUCUCCAAGGUCGACAACAUAUUUCCCUUGUCGAGGCCCAAUUCAGCAGACGGCGCAAACAUCGCUUUCAAUGUGACGCGUCACUGGGGAAACUUGUCGCCCAUGUACUCCGUGGACUCGUUUGGUCUGCCUGAUGCAUCCCCCAUCAUCCCAGAAGGCUGUGGCCUCAAUGCUGUGCAUCUCUUGAUGCGCCAUGGCGCCCGCUAUCCAACUUCAGACUCCGGACCUUCUCAGUUCGCCUCAGUAAUUCAUGAUGCUGCAUCGAAAGAAGGUUUCAGUGUCACUGGUGAUUUGGAAUUCCUGGCAACCUGGACAUACAAGUUGGGUGCAGAGAUCUUGACCCCUUUCGGCCGCCAAUCGCUCUUUAGCAAUGGGGUUGCCUUCCGUUACAGAUAUGGCAAGUUGCUUAAUGCAUUCACCGACCUUCCGGUGUUUCGUACUACUUCAGAAGAUCGCAUGUUAAAUUCUGCCUUGAACUUUGCUGCAGGCUUUUUUGAUGUCGGAACUUACCAGACCGACUAUCACCAGGAGAUCAUCAUCGAAGAGAACAACUUCAACAACACCCUCGCUCCAUAUGACGUGUGCCCCAACGCCAAUUCGGCGGAUAUCGGUAACUUCGGCGGUACUCAGUCUAGUAAAUGGGCGAACGUCUAUCUCAAAGAUGCUCGAAAGCGCUUGCAACCAAUGAUCCAAGGACUUAAUUUGACCAUCUCGUUAUUGGCUGACAUGCAGGAACUGUGCGCCUAUGAGGUAAUCACAUCCUUCACGCGGUCUUCAUGGGUUUCUGACAUCCUGCAGACUGUGGCCCUCGGAUAUUCCAAGUUUUGCGACCUUUUCACUGAGGAAGAAUGGGAAGGAUUCGAGUAUUACAUCGAUCUUGAUUUCUGGUACGGCAGUGGACCAGGUAAUCCAACAGCAGCAGCACAGGGACUCGGCUAUGUCCAGGAACUAGUGUCACGUCUCACUCACACUCCCAUCAACGUCUGGAAUAGCAGCACCAACAGCACUCUUGACUCGAGCAACAUCACAUUCCCUCUUAAUCAACCUAUAUAUGUGGACGCUACCCACGACGUGGUCAUUGCUAGUAUCGCCACUGCUUUGAACUUUACCAGUCUAGCCGCAACUGGACCUCUACCAACCGACCAUAUACCUCCUCACCGUUCUUACAUCUCUAGCCAGAUUGCACCUUUUGCCAGCCAACUUAUAGCUCAAGUACUGAGUUGCCCAGCCUCAGAGGAGCCAACUCAUAUCCGCUUCCUUCUGAACGACGGCGUGGUACCACUGACGGGCAUUCAUGGUUGCACGGAAGAUUCGAACGGUCUCUGCGCGCUGCCCAGCUUUAUCAGCGGGAUGCACGAACGAAUUGGGCAGAUCGACUAUGCGCAUGACUGUUUCGCCAAUUAUACCAUGCCCGAUCCCGACGACAUCAUCGAUGGAAGAUAUCCUAAUUAGAAGGAUGAUUGAGCAUAUACCCAUGCCUUUUGGGGAAUGUGAAGGGGAAAGGUAAACGAUGCUCAUUUCGUACUGAUCUGUUUUCGACGGACAGGUUUCAUCAUUAUAUAUAAAAAGGCUUCGAUUCGUUCACCUUGAGACAUUCGUUACCAUGAAUUGCAAUAAGAGAUGCCAGAUACUACGUUUGCCGUCGAAGUCAUCGCAUAAGCGGGCCACAGA
This is a messenger RNA of Suillus bovinus, 2330 nucleotides long. RefSeq names its product histidine phosphatase superfamily. The record is from RefSeq and is a predicted model, not a curated record. The coding region runs from base 450 to 2111 and encodes 553 amino acids. NCBI's taxonomy places the organism in Eukaryota, Fungi, Basidiomycota, Agaricomycetes, Boletales, Suillaceae. Gene Ontology annotation, molecular function: acid phosphatase activity. The transcript is spliced from 9 exons.